UGUCGAAAGAAAUGCUCGCUGCACUUCCGCUUCGUAUCGACUAUUGUCCAGGCGGAGCCGCGCGGAUACACAAGGACACAAAAUCACUACAAAGGACCUUCGAAAGACACUCCAGCGAGGAAACUGCUGCUCAGUGACGAUCCAGGGUCGACGUCUCCAUCUCCUCCCCGAAGAAGACCUGACGAUAUCACCACCACAAGUCUGAUGAUAUCACCUCCACAAGUCUGAUAUCACCUCAAGAUAUCACCUCCACAAGUCUAAUAUCACCUCCACAAGUCUGAAGAUGUCACCUCCGCGAGUCUGAUACCACCUCCACAAGUCUGAUGAUAUCACCUCCACAAGUCUGAUGAUAUCACCUCCACAAGUCUGAUGAUAUCACCUCCACAAGUCUGAUGAUAUCACCUCCACAAGUCUGAAGACACCUACUCGUCUUCCGAGGAGCUGUAGUGUGUGACACCAUCAGAAUGGGGAACAGCAGCAGUGACAGAGCUAGCGGGGGUCAUGGUGGGAAAGAAGCACGUCCCAACAUCCUGAUGGACAGCACGGAGGAUGCAGACAUUUUUCAGAGGGAGGAUCAAAAGGCUCCCCAGGAAGAGCAGGAGUUUCUGGCCUGGCAGCAGGACCUGGAGAGCGACAGCAAAAGUCCAACCCCGGCAAAGUCAACAGUCUUCCGUUGGGCGGGAAACGCCAAAGAAGUCUUUGUGUCCGGCUCCUUUAACAACUGGACCACCAAGAUCCCUCUCAAUAAAAGUCAGAACAAUUUUGUGGCAAUCAUGCACUUGCCAGAGGGAGAGCACCAGUACAAGUUCUGUGUGGACGGGCAGUGGACUUUGGAUCCUACCGGGGCGGUGAUCACGACCAAAACCGGGACAGUUAAUAACGUUAUUCAGGUGAAAAGGACCGACUUCGAAGUCUUUGACGCCCUCAGGCUUGACUCCCAGGAGUCUGCUGAAAUUUCAGACUUGUCCAGUUCCCCUCCUGGCCCCUACCAGCAGGACCCGUACGUCAUCAAGUCCGAAGACAAGCUCAAGCAUCCUCCUAUCUUACCUCCACACCUGCUGCAAGUAUUGCUCAACAAGGACACAGGGAUCUCUUGUGACCCGACACUUCUUCCUGAACCCAACCACGUGAUGCUCAAUCACCUGUAUGCCCUCUCCAUCAAGGAUGGAGUCAUGGUUCUGAGUGCAACACACCGUUACAAAAAAAAGUAUGUGACCACACUUCUCUACAAGCCAAUAUAGUGACUUAAUUGUUCUGUUGCUGCCUUUCUGAUGUGGACACAUAUCAUGCUGUUAAUAACUUUGCUUUAUUUACACCGUUUGUAUAAGCAAGGGGUGUCCAAACAUUUUCUAGCGGGGGCCGCAUACAGAAAGAAAUGAAGUAUGCAGUUUUUUUUUUAAUACAUUUUGUAAAUGAAAGAUGUCCAAAAAGAUAGUAUAUGUUAAGCUAUCUGAACAAUACAUCCACAUCUGAGCUGACAAAGUAAAUCAGUGUAAUAUCAAUCAUCCAUCGAUUUUAUACCGCUUGUCCCUCUCGAUAUAUUAUUCAUCAUGAAUGAGUUUUCUUUUUAAACUGGCCAAGGGUCAAAGAAAAACAAAAUGAUGCUGCGUGGACAUAUUUCAAUUGUAAUCAAAGGACAUGUUCUUUAGUUCAAGUCAAUAAUGUUGCUUUGUUGCUUCUCAUUGAGCCGGAAUGACAUCCAAGUAGUCGAUUGCUGUAUCGGACCAAAGCUGUAAAAGUGCAGUGCCUUUCUAUUCCAAGCUGAAAAUAGAUAUCAGGAGACCAACAAUUCUAAAUGUUCAUUUAACUUCAUUUUGUCGUGCCAGAAAAUGAAUAAAUGACAUGAAAAGUGUGGUAAGUCAAA
Molecule: messenger RNA, 1864 nt
Organism: Nerophis lumbriciformis (worm pipefish)
Lineage: Eukaryota; Metazoa; Chordata; Actinopteri; Syngnathiformes; Syngnathidae
Gene: prkab1b
Product: protein kinase, AMP-activated, beta 1 non-catalytic subunit, b
Biological process (GO): signal transduction
Cellular component (GO): nucleus; cytoplasm; nucleotide-activated protein kinase complex
Molecular function (GO): protein kinase binding
Source: RefSeq, a predicted model, not a curated record